GGGGAAAUCCAAAUCGGAGUCUGGUAACACUGUUUAGAUUAUCAACAACCUUUCCCGUACUCGCUCUUGACAUCAGGUUUUGGUUCGUUCCUCGCUCCUCCUCAGUGCAGCCGUGUAGCCGUGCAGCUGCAUUCUUUCUCGCUCCACCCCCCCGCACCUUUCCUCGCUCCGAGUGCACCUGUUUAUUCUGAAGGAGCAAAAGAGACGAACAGAAGUGCACUUGCCACGCUUGAAUUGCUGGAGCUGGCUGCCUGCUCUCCACGCGGAAAUGCCAGUGGAAGGAAAGGCGAAGCCACCACAGAGAAUCAUAGACUGGAGGAGCCAGUGAGUUCCAGUUGCAGAUAAACCAUCCCGUCAGAGGCGCCAUGACAUAGCCCUGAGAGGCCCUCACCACAAAAGAUACAGCCAUAGAGAACUACUUUAGCUCCAGACUAGCUGAAUAGAUAACGAAGGAGGAACCGAGGAGCGGAGGGGGGAAUCAUUUGCGUUAACUUCUGAAUGGAAUGACGAUGUGAUGGGCUCGUGCUCGUGUACGCGGCGACACUUUUUGCUGUCAAUAUGCUUCCUGCAAGUGAUAACCAUCAUCGAGCGCCAGGUAUUCGAUUUCCUCGGAUACAUGUGGGCGCCCAUACUGGUGAACUUUUUCCACAUACUCUUCAUAAUAUUCGGCUUCUACGGCGCGUAUCACUUUCGCGUUAAAUACAUCAUCACUUACCUAAUAUGGAAUUUCCUGUGGAUCGGCUGGAACGCCUUCCUCAUUUGCUUCUAUUUGAAUGUGGGAGUAUUGGAUAGGGACAGCGAUCUGCUUAACCUUGGCACGGGCAGCGUCUCCUGGUUUGAGGCAAAUGGCUAUGGCUGCAAACCCACCUACAACAUGACCGCGGACGAUCCGUUCCGACCUCCACGUCCAGAGCGCGUAGAGGGGUGCUUGCUUGAUUAUCCGCUGGUGGAGAUCAUACACUCCGGAGUGCAGGUUGCCUUGGCGCUAUUCGGUAUACUUGGUGCGAUUCUAAUCAGUUGCAUAUUUCUCGAUGAGGACGACAGAUUCGAUUUCAUGAACGGCGACGCGAAGAGUCCACAGCACACCGUGGUCCAUCCAAUGUACGUGAGCUAUACAAGUAUACCCACAACAUCCGCAAGCGCCACCAUGCAAUCAAACAAGCAUCUGCAACUGCAGCAUCAGCAGCAGCAGCAGCAAAACUCACUGAAAUUCUAUCAUCAUCAGCAACAACAGCAACACCACUUCCACACUACCAGUAGCAACAGCAAGAACAACUACCAGUUGAGCGGCGGCAGCAAUAGCAACAAUAAUACACUCGACAAUAAUCUCCAACCGCCGAUGCCAGACACAACAAAUAACCACAACGCGUCAUUCCCCCCACACCACCACCACCACACUCGUUUAACCCUUAAUGCGGGAGGAAGUAACAGCAGCAGCAGCAGUCUCCACCGUAAUCGGCAACACCAAUUCCACUCCAAGCCCAAACACCCCGUUCCAACGCCCAUGUCCCCCCAGACGACGCCUUCCCUGUCGUAUGCCUCGCUCCAGAAUUCCAAUCCGCACCUGGCGGCCAGCUCGCUGAACAACAGCAACUACAGUCUUUUCCAGAGUCCGGACUCGUUCCAGGGCUCCAACUCCCACUUUGCACGCAUCCACCAUAAGCCCAAGCCCCCCAAGUCAGGUGUUUCCACAUUGCCGAUGGGAUCAGAGGUGAACAUCAGCUCCCCUGUCCGUCCGCCGUUCGACCGCCUGUCGCGCAAUCUCGAAGAGGACGAGGAUAACUUCUCGCUGCAGCAGUUCGCCCCGGGCGACCAUGGUGUAACCUAUGUGCCAUUCCAGAGCCCCACGCCCAACGGUCUAUUCGGGGGCGACAACAAUAACCAAAGCAGUCCGCAAACAUUCCACUCGCCAAACAACAAUGCCUAUCCCUAUGACCAGAACGGACUACCAUCCCCGCUCCGGGUCGCUCGUCGACCCACGCAUAUCCCACUGCCCACAGUGCCGCUGCACAGCUGCCUGGAAGUGGAGGACAACGAAGAUGAUGACCCUGAUAGGAAUGUAACGCCACAGCCGGUCGCCCGUCCCCACAUCCUCCACCAGCGCUUGGGCCAGGCCCCAUAUCCUGAUCUCUCGCCCGAGGUGGCGGAGCGGUAUGCCAUGCCCUCCCAGUCUGUGGUCGCCCUUCCUAUGCCCCACGGCUCCCCCAUGGUGCGUCGCAGUAAUCGCCGUCCCCGGCCACCCAUUCCCGUCAAUUUCUGUGACCAGAUUCGAGCUCCUCCCCCGGGAUAUGUUGUUCGCGCCCAAAGCGACGACCGUCUAGUCGAGCAGACAGCGCAGGCGCAGCCAGUAUCGGCAUCCACUGCAGCGGAGGCUGCUCCGCAUGUUAAUCGCCGAAGUGGCCAAAAGACCCGUCCGCGCUCCUUCUGCAACUCCAUAGUGGGCGUGCAGGCCUAGAGCCCAUCCUUUGGAAUACAACCAAAUCCUACCCAAACCCAAGACUUAAGUACGUCCUCCAGUCCUCUCUCUCUCU
Molecule: messenger RNA, 2531 nt
Organism: Drosophila bipectinata
Lineage: Eukaryota; Metazoa; Arthropoda; Insecta; Diptera; Drosophilidae
Source: RefSeq, a predicted model, not a curated record